Messenger RNA from Acomys russatus (golden spiny mouse), 596 nucleotides. RefSeq names its product ADP ribosylation factor like GTPase 16 (gene Arl16). Gene Ontology annotation, molecular function: GTP binding; GTPase activity. Bases 46 to 549 code for a protein of 167 amino acids. The transcript has 5 exons. The record is from RefSeq and is a predicted model, not a curated record. NCBI's taxonomy places the organism in Eukaryota, Metazoa, Chordata, Mammalia, Rodentia, Muridae.
UCACGGCGUCACCCCGGAGGUCCCAGUGCCUGGACCCCACCUGGGAUGUGUCUCCUGCUGGGGGCUGCGGGCGUCGGGAAGACCCUUCUGCUGAGCUCCAGAGAUGCCAAGGGCGAGCUGGGAGAGCCUCCGCCCACGCGCCCCACGGUGGGCACCAACCUCACUGACAUCGUGGUCCACAGGAAGAUCACCAUCCGAGAGCUCGGAGGGUGCAUGAGCCCCAUUUGGUCAAGUUACUAUGGAAACUGCCAUUCGCUCCUGUUCGUGAUGGAUGCCUCUAACCCCACCCAGCUCUCCGCAUCCUGCGUACAGCUCUUGGGUCUCCUUUCUGCACAAGAACUUGCAAAUGCCUCCGUCCUGAUACUCUUCAAUAAAAUUGACCUUCCCUGUCACAUGACCAUGGAGGAAAUAAAGUCAUUAAUCAGGCUUCCAGACAUUAUCGCUUGUGCCACGCAGAACAUCACCACGGUAGAAACAAGUGCCAGGAACGGCACUGGGCUGGCAACAGUGCUGCUCUGGCUCCAGGACCAACACAGAUGCAGCAGCUGACUGCAUGAAGGAGCAUGGCCGACUCACCCUGUGCCUAGGAGCUGAAG